Messenger RNA from Cladocopium goreaui, 551 nucleotides. The record is from the annotation of a GenBank genome assembly. NCBI's taxonomy places the organism in Eukaryota, Dinophyceae, Suessiales, Symbiodiniaceae.
AGGCCGCAAAAUCCAUGCGGUGGAUGCGGCAUGGCUGGAAAGGGCAUGAAGGGCCCAGGCAUGCCCGAUAUGAUGGGCAAAGGUGGUAAGGGCGAUGGCAUGGGAAAGAUGGGUAUGGGACCUCCACAGGGCAAGGGCGGCCAAGAUGGCGGCUCCUUGCUGGGAGGGGCCAACAUAAAAGCCGGCCUGCCAGGCCUGCUUUCAUCUUCUUCCAAAGGCGGCAAAGGAAAGGGCGACCUGGGCACCUGGGACGCCUCGCCAGGAAAAGGCAAGGGUGAGAAAGGAGGAUUCAAAGGUAAGGGUGGAAAGGACUACUACAGUCACAAGGGAAAAGGAAAAGGUAAGGAUGGCGGCGGAGGUAAAGGACCGCCAUCCAACAUGUCCACAGGAACGCCCCUGCAGCCCGGGACCGUGGCGUAGAGGGGUGGAUCAACAGUGAAGCUUCGGUUUAGUUCUUAGACUGAGCGAGUUUCACCCAAUAAGUUGCCCUUCGGGGCGGGUGGUGUCAGCCAUAGAACCUCGAUGAAACUCGUGGCAAGUUGCGAUGGAAA